AUGAUGUACUUUAUGUUUUUAUUUGGUUUUUGUUUUGUUUUUUGAAUGGUGGGUGUAUCUUGUAAUCCGUCUCCUUAUUAUGGGGUUUUAAGUUUAGUCUUAGGAGCAGCUUCUGGAUGUGGGGUGUUGGUUGGUAUAGGAGGAUCUUUUAUAUCUUUGGUAUUGUUUUUAAUUUACUUAGGGGGGAUGUUAGUGGUUUUUGCUUAUUCAUCUGCGUUGGUGGCUGAGCCUUAUCCUGUUGGUUGGGGGAGUUUAGGAGGGUUGGUUUAUGUGGUGGGGUUUGUGUUGCUUGUUUCAGGUCUUGUGAUUAUAGGUUCUUUUUUGUACGGUGUGGAAGGGUUUGGAGAAGCUACGGCGGAUGGUGUUGGAUUGUAUGUUAUUCGUUUGGAUUUUAGUGGAGUUUCAUGGUUUUAUUAUUAUGGUAGUGUGAUGUUUUUGAUUUCUGGUUGAGGGUUGUUGUUAACAUUAUUUGUUGUGCUGGAGAUGGUUCGAGGCUUGUCUUGUGGGACGUUGCAUUCUAUUAGG
Molecule: messenger RNA, 525 nt
Organism: Trachemys scripta elegans
Lineage: Eukaryota; Metazoa; Chordata; Testudines; Emydidae
Source: the annotation of a RefSeq genome assembly